GUAAGGACGCACAUCAAGAGGAUCUUUAACAUGUGAUGAGAUUGUUCAACUGCUGAAACACACAGCAGGGUUUGGCGAUGCAGUGUUUGCGUGGAUAGUGCUUGACAACAAGCCAUCGUUUCAUUUUGGAUACUUUGGAUACUUCCCUCUCGGUUUCAUCAAGCUCUUUUCAGUGAGCAAUAAGCAAUUUUUAGUGAUGGCAUUUGCCAUGCUGCGGCCCAUGGCGACUCAUCUAGCGUACCCGGAUGUUGCCAUGAUGUCCGAGGAUGAGGAGAACCGCAGCGAGAGCGACGGCAGCUCGGAGCAGAGCUACGGCUGCUGUCCCAGUGCGGAGAAGCGGCGGCAAAUGUUGCGCAAGUCCACGGUGAGCAGUGUGGUUGUAGUAAAGCAACGGAACGCAGCGAACGCGCGGGAACGCGACAGGACGCAGAGCGUCAACACUGCUUUCACAGCGUUACGGACUCUUAUUCCCACCGAGCCGGUGGACAGA
Messenger RNA from Sinocyclocheilus rhinocerous, 490 nucleotides. Its product is annotated as transcription factor 15-like. Gene Ontology annotation, biological process: developmental process; regulation of transcription by RNA polymerase II. The transcript has a single exon. The record is from RefSeq and is a predicted model, not a curated record. The annotation marks the transcript as partial. Gene Ontology annotation, molecular function: protein dimerization activity; RNA polymerase II transcription regulatory region sequence-specific DNA binding; DNA-binding transcription factor activity, RNA polymerase II-specific. Lineage: Eukaryota; Metazoa; Chordata; Actinopteri; Cypriniformes; Cyprinidae.